Melanaphis sacchari is the source of this 1728-nucleotide messenger RNA. Its product is annotated as EF-hand domain-containing protein 1-like. Gene Ontology annotation, biological process: mitotic spindle organization; mitotic cytokinesis; cilium-dependent cell motility. NCBI's taxonomy places the organism in Eukaryota, Metazoa, Arthropoda, Insecta, Hemiptera, Aphididae. Bases 1 to 1728 code for a protein of 575 amino acids. Gene Ontology annotation, molecular function: alpha-tubulin binding. The record is from RefSeq and is a predicted model, not a curated record. The transcript is spliced from 9 exons. Gene Ontology annotation, cellular component: mitotic spindle; axoneme.
AUGGACCGUUUGCCUUUUAUUCCGGGAUUUCGUUUUAACGACAUAACAAAACAAUAUUUCAAUUUGAGUGCUCAGUUCCAUUGGAAAAACGGAUAUGCCCUUCCCAAAGUCAAGUCGACGGGUAUAGGAAAGAGUAUACUAGACGUUGACACCAUCUUGUAUGGUGAAAAAUUCGACAUCGCUGGUUACGAUCCAACAUUGACAUAUGGAAAAGCUAAAGACGAUCCAAGACCAAUUGAUCCACCAAAUUUCGUAAAGUUUGAUAGAAAAUGUCUCUCUUUUAUUGGAUACACCCAACAUACCAUAAAUAAUUCACCAAUAGAGACAUUUCGUGUGCGCAAAGUUAAAAUUACAUACUUCUUGGUUGAUGACACUAUUACCGUCGUGGAGCCUUUUGUCAAGAACGCUGGUUAUGUCCAAGGAUGUCUACUUAAACGCGGUCAGAUACCGAAUCCAAAUCGCGAAGGUAGACCUUGGCAUUGGUCUGAUUUUAUCAUAGGCGGGGAAGUAAAUUUUUACGGAACCGCGUACAGGUUGUGCGGCUGUGACAUGUUCACCAGAAAAUAUUUGACGAGUAUGGGCAUGGAGGUGGUCGACAACCAACGGGUGAUCGACGACCCUUACACCGCAAUCAGACAGCAGAAACUGCAGUGGGUAAAUGAACAACCAAAAUUGCCAUCGUUGGCGUCCGACGGUAAGUUUGCAGAAGACAAGCUCAGGCAGUUUUUGGAAUAUGACGGAAAAGUCCUGAGAUUUUACGCGACCUGGAAUAGUGACAUUUCGGAUCCUACAGAGUGUAAGCACUUCAUAAUCGUUUAUUACCUAACUGACGAUCGGUUAGAAAUCAACGAAUCAAAAACCAUGGGUAAUAAUUGUGGGCAGAAUCUAUCACCUGUGUUUUUAAGCAAAAUGAAAUUACCCAAACAUUGGUCAACUUUACCACCAAACUUCCCAUCUAUAUAUUUAGAAGCAGGAAAUGAUGAAUAUCAAGAAUAUUAUCGACCAAGAGAUUUCAUAAUUGGAAAUACAAUAAGUGUGAUGGGUCGCAGAUUUAAGCUGUACGACUGCGAUCCGUUUACUAGAGAUUACUUCAGAGACAUGUUGAAAAUUGUUCAACCUGAACCCAUCCAAACAAUAAAAUUAAAAAACAAUAAAUUAAAUAUGACUCAACUGGCGAUACCACCUCAUACUGGUAUUGGUGAUCCAGACGAUACACGCCAGAAUUGUUUAUCACUUAUACCUAAACCACCAAAAACUUUGGAUUUUGUCACGUUUGUGCUUAAUGCGACUAAAAAACUUAGGUAUAAAUUGAAGAUGGUUCCUGUGUAUGAAAUAGACAAUCUUCGUAAUUUUAUAAUGGAAUAUUGUAUUGGCAAUGAUCAAAUGAGUAUAGUUGAAUUAGCUAGUAAGAAUAGUGGAUUUACUAAAGGACGAUUCAUGGCAGCUACACGGUUACGGAAACCUGGCACCAGUAUAGAUUCAAAUGAAUUCUAUGGGCCUAAAGAUUUUGCCAUCGGUGCUGAAUUGUAUGCAAAAGGUUUAGUAUUUAUUAUCACCGAAUUGGACGUGUGGUCUUACAAUUAUAUGAAUGAAAACAAAGAUAUGUUCACCCAAGAUGCUAUUGAUGGAGCUAAACUUUUUUUAGAAAGUAAAAAUUUAUUGAACAGUCAAGAAAAUGCGAAUGAAAUAUCAGUGCCUGAAAGUACACCAAUUUUAUCGGCCACCUAA